Molecule: messenger RNA, 476 nt
Organism: Cetraspora pellucida
Lineage: Eukaryota; Fungi; Glomeromycota; Glomeromycetes; Diversisporales; Gigasporaceae
Source: the annotation of a GenBank genome assembly
GUGGUAAGGGUACACCACGUCGCAAAGUUAAAAAAGUUUAUAAGACUGCUACAAACGAUGACAAGAAGCUCCAAUCCACACUCAAGAAACUCGGUGUCCAACCCAUUUCAUCUAUCGAAGAAGUGAAUAUGUUUAAGGAAGAUGGCAACGUCAUUCAUUUUACUGCUCCAAAAGUACAAGCAUCAAUCCAUUCGAAUACUUUUGCAAUCUACGGCCAAGGCGAUGAUAAAGAACUCACCGAACUUGUACCGGGUAUUUUGAAUCAAUUGGGUCCUGACUCACUUGCGUCCCUUCGUAAGUUGGCGGAAUCUUAUCAGCAGAAUAGUAUUUCUUCUCAAGGGGUUCAAGCAGAUACUGGUGCUGAUGAUGAUGAUAUUCCAGAAUUGGUUGAAAAUUUUGAAGCUACUAGUGAAAAACAAGAUGAAGAAGAAGCUACUGCAUCUUCAUCUGAUGCAAAGAUUGUUGAUAUGGAUUGA